AGCUUAGAGGGUCGUGCCAUGUCCUUCCAGAGCCUUAUCCAUCUGUCCCUGGACAACCCUGAACGUGCCCAUUGCAUUGUGGGCACAGAAAUCUGCUUGGAUCUCAGUGGGUGUGCCCCCCAGAAGUGCAAAUUCUUCACCAUCAGUGGCUCUCCAGGGGUCUUCGUCAAUAUCCACAACACAGGCCCAGUAAUAACCAGUGAGGAGGCUGCCGUGAACCGGUGGUCCCUGUCUGAUCCCAUGGAUGUGCUGGUAAAGAUGACGUCCCCCAGCACGGUCAUUGACGAGGAAAAGGUUUUGGUCUCAUACUAUCAGCCUGAUGAAGAGGUCCCCGUGGCCACAGCUGAGCUCUACCUCACUGGCGUUGCCGUCUCCCUGGAUGUGGACAUCUACCGCAAUGGGCAAGUCGAGAUGGCAAAUAACAAACAGGCUAAGAAAAACUGGGUCUGGGGCCCCAAAGGUUGGGGUGCCAUCCUGCUUGUGAACUGCAGCCCCACUGACAUGGGCCAGCUCAUAGACAAAAAGACCACAAGGGUGAUCUUUUCAGAGGAAAUCAAGAGUCUGUCCCAGAUGACACUGAAUGUUCAAGGACCCAGCUGCAUUUUAAAGAACCAUCAACUGGUUCUCUACACCUCCGAGGAAGAGUCGGAGAAGACCAGAGUCUACCGGCCUCAAGAAGAUGGCUCCAGCACCUUUGAGUUGGUGCUGGGGCCUGGCCGGCACACCUACACCUUUGCUCCCCUCGAGAGCCACUUGAAGGAGACCUUCUACGUUGAAGCUUUAGAGUUCCCGUCCGCCGACUUCUUUGGCCUGAUUUCCUACUCUGUCUCCCUGGUAGAAGAGUCUCAAGACCCGUCAAUUCCAGAGACCCUGGUAUACAAGGACACAGUAGUAUUUCGGGUGGCUCCUUGCAUCUUUACCCCUAGCACCCAGAUGCCUCUAGAGGUCUACCUGUGCAGAGAGCUGCAGGUUCAAGGUUUCGUGAGCGCGGUGGUGGAGCUCAGCGAGAAGAGUAACAGCCAGGUGGCGUCUGUCUACGAGGACCCCAGCCGCCUGGGCAGGUGGCUCCAGGAUGAGAUGGCCUUCUGCUACACCCAGGCUCCCCACAAGACUAUUUCCUUGGUCCUCGACACCCCUCGGGUCCUCAAGCUCGAAGAUUUCCCCAUGAAAUACUCACUGAGCCCAGGGGUUGGCUACAUGAUCCAAUGCACCAAGGACCAUCGGGUGGCCAGCAUGGAUUCCAUUGGGAACCUGAUGGUGUCCCCACCUGUCAAGGUCGAAGGGAAAGAAUAUCCUCUAGGCAGGAUCCUCUUUGGCAGCAGCUUUUACCCCAGCAAGGAGGGCCGGGCCAUGAGUAAGGCUCUCCGGGACUUCCUCUACGCCCAGCAAGUGCAGGCGCCGGUGGAACUCUUCUCAGACUGGCUGAUGACUGGCCACGUGGACGAGUUCAUGUGCUUCAUCCCUACGCACGACAAGAGUGAGGGCAAAAAGGGCUUCCGGCUGCUCCUGGCCAGCCCCAGCGCCUGCUACAAACUCUUCCAGGAGAAACAGAAGGAAGGCUAUGGGGACAUGCCUCUGUUUGAAGAAGUGAGGGAGGAUCAGCUCCUUUCUAACGGGCGGGAGGCCAAUACCAUCAAUCAACUUCUGGCUGAUGAAAACAUGAGAAAGCAGAACGCCUAUGUGGAGAAAUGCGUUAACCUGAACCGUGACAUCCUGAAGAGGGAGCUGGGCCUGGUGGAGAAGGACAUCAUCGAUGUCCCACAGCUCUUCUGCUUGGAGCAGCUGACGAAUGUCCCCUCCAGCCAGCAGACCGAGAAACUCUACGCGAGGCCGUACUUCCCCAACCUGCUGCAGGUGAUUGUGAUGGGCAAGAAUCUGGGCAUCCCCAAGCCUUUUGGGCCCCAGAUCAAGGGUACUUGCUGUCUGGAAGAAAAGAUCUGCCAGUUGCUGGAGCCCCUGGGCUUCAAAUGCACCUUCAUUAAUGACUUUGACUGCUACCUGACUGAAGUUGGAGACUUCUGUGCCUGUGCCAACAUCCGCCGGGUGCCCUUCGCCUUCAAAUGGUGGAGGAUGGUACCUUAG
This is a messenger RNA of Rhinolophus ferrumequinum (greater horseshoe bat), 2082 nucleotides long. RefSeq names its product peptidyl arginine deiminase 6 (gene PADI6). The record is from RefSeq and is a predicted model, not a curated record. Gene Ontology annotation, molecular function: protein-arginine deiminase activity; calcium ion binding. Gene Ontology annotation, cellular component: cytoplasm. Bases 19 to 2082 code for a protein of 687 amino acids. The transcript has 16 exons. NCBI's taxonomy places the organism in Eukaryota, Metazoa, Chordata, Mammalia, Chiroptera, Rhinolophidae.